Molecule: messenger RNA, 822 nt
Organism: Trichoderma breve
Lineage: Eukaryota; Fungi; Ascomycota; Sordariomycetes; Hypocreales; Hypocreaceae
Product: peptidase a4 family domain-containing protein
Exons: 1
Coding region: 1-822 (273 amino acids)
Biological process (GO): proteolysis
Molecular function (GO): glutamic-type endopeptidase activity
Source: RefSeq, a predicted model, not a curated record
AUGAAGUUCGGUGCUUUAACCACAAACCUGCUUUUGAUGGCUCCUGCCGCCUUGGCCUCCCCUCUGUCUACUCACAAGCAGACGGCAAUGGAUGCUUUCCGUGCAAGGAGAUCUUUACGUCGCUCCACUGCAUCUAGAGCCGGCGCCAGUAACACCGGCGGGACUACGGAUGCAACCUCUCCUAACUGGGCAGGCGUCACCAUCUCACAGCCAGGCGUCACCGAGGUUUCCGGCACUUUUACAGUCCCGCAACCCAAAAUGCCACCUGGCGCCGAUCCCAAUCUUGCGCAUUGUGGUGUUGCUUGGGUGGGAAUCGAUGGGUGGACUAACGGCGAUCUCAUCCAGACUGGUGUCCUCUGGUGUACCUAUAUCGACAACUCAACCUUCUGGUACCCUUGGUAUGAGUAUCUCCCUGGCUUCAUUACCGAAAUCGAUGGGGUGAAUGUAACUGCUGGAUCAGUUGUUACUGUUAAUGCCAAGAAGACUGGCACUAACAGCGGAAUUACAACAUUAACGGUUGAUGGUGUAACUGUUUCCCAUGAUUUCACUGGAGAACAAUUCAGCUUGCCUGGCACAAGUGCUGAGUGGAUUGUCGAGGACUAUGAACUUACGUACGGAGGCCCUCCUUAUGCUCCAUUUGCAGACUUUGGAACUGUUACCUUUACUGGAGCAACAGCCGUUGUCAACGGAGCUACUAUUACACCGGGCGAGGGUAAUUGGGUUAUCGUUGACCUAGACCAGGGUAACGGACCCAUCACAUCAUCAAGCUUCUCUGGCAGCACGGUGACUGUUAGUUAUAGUUCAGAUUUGGGAGCAAAUUAA